AUGCAGGCAAGCAGGACCGUAUGGAUCGCACCUUGGGGAGGUAAGGCUGGAAAUGAAUCGGGGGAAUUCAUAAUACCUGAUGGUGCUCGUCUUACCAAUAUUGACAUUAGGAGUGGAGAAGCUAUAGAUUUCGUCCGCUUCACUUACAAGGAUCAAUCUGGCACAGACCAUUCUGAAACAUUCGGUAGCGAGGCCGGUGGCUCAUUUCAUAAGAUCACCUUCAAUGAAAACGAGUACCUCAUCACAAUUAGUGGACGUGUUGGAUCAUAUGCUAGCAUCACCUUGGUUACAUCACUGACUUUCCAGACCAACUUAAGAACUUAUGGGCCAUACGGCACAAACCCGGGGACUGACUUUUCGCUUGGGGUCUCAAGCGGUAAGUUUUCGGGGUUCUAUGCAAAGUACGGGGAUUACUUGGACUCUUUGGGUGUUAUUCUUCAGCCGUAA
Lactuca saligna is the source of this 447-nucleotide messenger RNA. The record is from the annotation of a GenBank genome assembly. NCBI's taxonomy places the organism in Eukaryota, Viridiplantae, Streptophyta, Magnoliopsida, Asterales, Asteraceae.